AGCAAACACAUUUUUCUAAGUGUUAACCCCUUCACAGUGAUGUGACAAGUGCUGAAAUUUGAAGUCUUUAUUCAGCAGUGAUGAGAAGACCAUGGGCUUAACAGUAGCAGCCGGUGGAUUUAUCCUCCUCCUCCUCUGUGGAUCAGUUCACUUGCCUCAUGCUAGAGAGGAUCAGUGUGAAGGAAGAUUUUCUGGGCCAGUCACUUCUGUCAGAGACCCAAACCUCCAGGUGAAUGUGAAUAGAGGAGGGGUCCUCAUUUCUUCCUGGACAGAGCUGCGGUGUGUCAGCGAAUGCUGUCUGCCCAGUCAACCCUCUUAUAUCUGGUACAAGAAUGGACACAGAGUUGAAGAAGAAUCAUCUGUUUAUCGUGACAUCUUUGACAAUGUAGACAGUGUCUACUGCGCUGUGAAGGGACUUGAGAAUUUCCCCUCUCCUCAAAUUUGUGUCCAUAUGAAUACCUGCAAUAACAUAAUUUACAUGGAACAAAAAAUGAUUGCCUUCAGCGGUUCCUCUGUGGACAUUUCUUGUUCCUACAGCGGACGUGGAUACGAUGGACCGAAGUUCUGGUUCAGUCCUGAGCGCAGUCAUCUGUGGAGGAAUCUGUCCACACCUGAAGACCUCAGCAGAGACCCCCAGUACAAUGGGCGUGUUAAGACUUCUGUAGGGAAAGGACGCUCCACUCUGACAAUCACCAACCUGAGAGGGACUGACUCGGCCCAGUAUCGCUUCCAAAUCGGUGGCAGAUUUAAUACUUUACCUGGUACAACUCUGUUUGUCAUAGCUCUGCAGGUACAGGGGAUCAGUGUAACAGUCAGCCAGGCUGGAACUGAGGCAGAGCUGAGGUGUCAGAGCAGCUGCAUUCCAGCCGGUCCUCUCUCCUAUGUCUGGUUCCAAAAUGGACAGAAACAUAGGACAGAGAAUAGUUCUACUUACACAGACCAGUUUCAACCUGGAGACAAUGUCUCCUGUGCCUUCAUAGGAUACGAAGAUUACCGCUCUCCUUCAAUUGAACCCUGCAGGCUUCCCUCUGUGUCCGUGAGUCCAUCUGGUCAGAUCGUGGAGGGCAGUUCAGUGACUCUGAGCUGCAGCAGUGAUGUCAAAGCAGCGGCUGAUUACACCUGGUACAAGGAGGAUGAAGACUCUCCAGUAGCAUCCGGACAGAUUUUCACUAUAACACAUGUCAGACUUGAACACAGUGGGAAUUAUUACUGUGAAGUUCAGGACAGCAAAGGACGAUACAAGUCGAUGGUACAUCUGUUUGUUGUUACAAAGAACUUGACUGUUCUAAUAAUGAACAUCAUUAGACUGACUCUACUGGUCCUGUUGGUGCUUUCUGUGCUUCUAGUGAAUCUGUGGACAAGAAAGAAGAAAGGAAAAACUCAGCGUUUCAACACUGAACCAACUGAAUUUGUCGAAAUGAGGGAGAGAUAGAUAAACACUGGGUCAUAUUAAGAGAAUAAAGGCCCCAUUCCAUCCAGGAGCCCAUGAAGUUGGAGUAUUUCACUCCUUUCUUUUUGAGUAACUUUUCUGAAAACCUUCUGUGAGAGAGUGUUUUGUUUUGUUUUUUUCCUUUUGCGUUUCCUCCUCCUCCCCACCCUCCUCAUUUCCUUGCUCCUUUCUUUCCACACUGUUCUAUCUUCCCUCGGCCUGUGGAGGCUGCAGGCAGUGGAGCUGCAGCGGCAGUCUGCUCCCUGGCUGCCAAAAAUGGAAUUAAGUCGGUUGCCAGGUUGGAUAAGGGAUUGGAUUCUCUUCCUCUUCUGUUAUCCCCCUGGACCAGAUCCUGUUUCCCCCUGAGGGGGUUGGGGGUUAGCGGUGAUGGAAUGGAGGGGGGGCAGGUGGUACAGCAGGGUUAGAUCGCUGCCAGGUCUCUGUCACCACCGUACCUCAGCAGGCCCGCAUCAGGACACACCUGUCCACCCGAAAAGCAGCCUCUGUGUCAGGGCAGCAGCUGCAGCCGGCCGGGGGUCUGAGUCUCCGGACCGGCCCAGGUCUCCUCCACGCCACGCCAGCUUAUGCAGCUUCACAGGAUGUAGCACCUGGCCGAGUCUCAACCCAGCUGGACAAUAACACUGCUGACUGAUAUCAAUGGAGGGUCUGGAGUUUCAUCACAAAUAUCCUAGCAACCACGGCUGGAGUCAUCAUGGAGGAAUCACUGUGUAACAAUAACAUGCAGUGUGUAUGGCAUCCAUUAGUAAGAGCUCCCUCCAUCGUCUCUAUCCUCCUCCUCAUCAUCAUCACUAGUACCAACUAGUAUUUUAAACAUUAGCCUAGUAGUCAUCAUGUGUCAGCUUUGUGUCAGAUCUCACAAUUUUAAAAUUAUAUUAUAAACUUAAAAAAACUUAAUGGACAAGCUCCUGAGAUUUACUGACCCCUUAUGUGCCUUUGUGUCCCCUCAGAUCAGUGGAUGGGGCUCUGAUAAUCAUUCCUUGACCUCAAAUGGUUACUAAGGAGGAAAGGGCUUUUACAGUCAGAGGUCCCAGAGUAUGGAAUAACUUGUCCAUUGAAGUCAGACAGGCCACAAUCUCAUUUCUUUAAACCCUCUUUAAAGCAUUCCUCUCUACAAAGACCUUUAUUUUUUUCCUAAUGUUCUUAUGAUUUUGUUUUUAUACACACUUUAAUAAUUUUUUUGGCUUUGAUUGGUAGAUUCUCCCUUGCUUGUACUGACGUUUAUGGGAAAGACUUUAACAUUGCUUAGAAAAGUGUUGUUGUUAUUAUUAUUAUUAUUAUUAUUAUUAUUAUUAUUAUUAUUAUUAUUAUUAUAUAAGUGUCAGAGAUAAAGGAAAUAUGUUGAGCUUAGUAAUAUUUGCACUUCAAAAAUAGCACAGGCUGGCAAGUGUAUGUUGAGGGGGGAAAAAAAUGAUUGCAAGAGUUGUGAAAAUGCGAAAUAAAACUGCUUUUAAGAAUUA
Sphaeramia orbicularis (orbiculate cardinalfish) is the source of this 2907-nucleotide messenger RNA. Its product is annotated as B-cell receptor CD22-like. The record is from RefSeq and is a predicted model, not a curated record. NCBI's taxonomy places the organism in Eukaryota, Metazoa, Chordata, Actinopteri, Kurtiformes, Apogonidae. The transcript has 10 exons. Bases 92 to 1432 code for a protein of 446 amino acids.